CCGCAAUGGUUGUCAAUUGAUCAUGGCUCUAAAUGGUAAAUUCCGCAGGCUUGGAGCUCUGCGGUACAUAACGUCACAAUGCAUUCCCGAGAUAUGGACCUCGCAUCGGGAUUUUCCUUCUCUUUCUAUACUUCACGUGAAGAUUUCAAGAAACACUCCCACCUAUCUCUCUGCAUCAGAUCGUGAACCCCAAUCGUGGCAGGUCAAGCCCCAAAGUCGAGGUCAUGGAGUGCUAGGUUGUUCGCUCCUUGUUUCUUCAUGCGGCCGCCCCGUCUACGACAGAGCAGCCACUAAGAAUGUUUCGGUAACAAAUCGGUUAUCGCCUGAUAGGCCGAUACCAAACCUUGGGUUUCCAUGCUUCGACUAUCUCUCCGUCUCCGUCUCUGUCUCAUACCUGCUGCUAAACUUAGGUAGAUCAAGUAAUUGAAAUCUCCGUUCAUCCAUUCAUCCAUCGCAAAUGCUCGGAAGCUGAGGUAAUAUCAUAUUCGUCACCAACAUACCAACACAUGUAAAGCACCUCUAGUGAGUGAGAUCCUAUGUGGUGUUGGUGCACAUAUACCUUCAGCUUCGACUUUGGUCUAGGUGUCAAGUAAGAGAUUUGCUAAAAUAGAGACCUCUCUCACCAAUCUUGGGCUAAGGGCAUGCCUUCUAAUUACUUGUUUCUUUCCAUCCGGGCGUACAGCUAGACUCAUAAAACUCUAUCGCAAUGGCCCCCCACAAUGUCCAGGACGAAGGCCCUGCCGACCUCGAAAACGAGCCUGCAGGGACCGAAGUCAGGCCCCCAACGCCACCCCCUCUAUCCGCCAAACCGCCGCGCAUCCUAAUCAUCGGCGCCGGUUCUCGGGGUCGCGUCUACGGCCGGUGCACCCUGCAAUCCAGCAACGGCGUCGUCACCACCGUCUGCGAGCCAGACGUUUAUAAACGGGAGGAGUACGUCCGCACCUUCAUCUCGUCCGACGCCAAGAACCCGCCGCCGGAGGGCUCGAGUUUUGCCGACUGGCGUGACUUUAUCGAGUGGGAGGUGCGGCGCCGCCAGCGCGAGGCCGCCGGAGAGCCGGUUCCCGAGGGUGUAGACGCUGCAUUCGUGUGCGUCCGCGAUGAGAUGCACCACGACGUCGUGGUUGCGCUCGCGCCAUUAGACCUGCAUAUCAUGUGCGAGAAGCCGCUCGCCACGACACUAGACGACUGCGUCGACAUGUACCGGGCCGUGGCGCCCUUACAACCCACCAAGGUAUUCUCGGUGGGCCACGUAAUGCGGUACUCGCCGCACAACAUGCUCCUGCGCAAGCUGCUCCUGGAAGACCGCGCCAUCGGCGACAUCCUGAGCAUCGUGCACACGGAACCCGUCGGGUUCUGGCACUUCGCGCACUCGUACGUGCGCGGGAACUGGCGCAAAGAAUCCACGACGGCGCCCUCGCUCCUGACUAAGAGCUGCCACGACAUCGACAUCAUCCUCUGGCUCCUUUGCUCGCCCGCGCACCCCGAGUCGGACGUGGCCCCGCACAUCCCUUCCGAAGUAUCCUCAACGGGCUCGUUGCAGUUCUUCAAGCGCAGCCGCAAACCCAAGGCCGCGGGCGCCGCGACCAACUGCCUGAGCUGCGCGGCCGAGCCCUCGUGCAUGUACUCGAGCCGGCGCGUGUACGAGAGCGCGCGGCACCAGGGGCUCGAGACGGGAAACAUCCGCUGGCCGAUGAGCGUCGUGCUGCCGGACAUCGAGAGCUUCGGCGACGACGUCGAGGCGGCGCGGUCGAAGCUGCUACAGAACUUAUCCGAGGACUACGACGCCUCGACGCCGCAGGAGGACAUCGACGCGCGGAACUGGUUCGGGCGGUGCGUGUUCGAGUCCGACAACGACGUGUGCGACGAGCAAACGGUGACGAUAAAGUGGGACGAGGAGCCGCUCGCCUCGGAGCAGAGCACGUACGCGGACUCGGUCGGCCACCGCGGCGCCAAGCAGGCGACCUUCCACAUGGUGGCGCAGACGAAGCGGCAGUGCCACCGCUUCACGUACGUGUAUGGGACGGCGGGCGAGAUCUACGCGGACUCGCGGACGAUCACGGUCGAGGACUUCCGGACGGGUGGCCAGGCGUCGUAUCACCCGAAGCUGGAGAGCCUGGGACACGGCGGCGGCGACCACGGCAUCACGCGCAACUUCGUGCUCGCCGUCGACCGCGUCAAGAACCACGGCUGGGCGGCCCCGCGCGCCCAGCGCGAGUUCAUCGGCUGCGGCCUCGAGGAGAUCAUCCGCAGCCAUGCGAUGGUGUUCGCGGCCGAGGAGGCGAGGAGGGAAAGGAAGUACGUCGAUUGGAAGGCUUGGUGGGAGGAGAAGGUCGGUGCGAUAUCGUGAUAUAGGUCGCGAGAUCGGCUUCCCCCCCCUUUUCUUGUUUGCUCUUAUUUGACCGUGGUUACUCUAUAAUAUCUAACUUUGUUGCAUGCAUGGUAUUACUGGUACGGGGAAGGCUGAGAGAAGCAUGUGGUAUUGUCACGUUCUUGUUUGCUCUGACAUUGUUGCUUGGCUCAUCAUGUGUUGAUGGUUGUAGACUGGGUGGCCAAAUUGUGGUAAGGAGGAUAUAUAGAAUAUAAUGAUUCGAUUCGCUACGUACGGAAAGCGCUUUAUCGUUCCGGGAUCAUAGCAACUCUAGUGGCUUGAAUCCUUAUAAUGCGAACUUGUCCUUCUAUACCUAAGUAGGACGGACGUGCAGUGUCUGAUGGUUAUGAUAGAAUUGCAGUUCUCAUCCAUGUCGAUCAAGAAAAUCGGCACACAUGUCAGAAAUGGCUAGACUUUUCAUCUCAAACUUUGUCUUUGGAAAUUUUCCGUUUUACGAU
Messenger RNA from Annulohypoxylon truncatum, 2826 nucleotides. Its product is annotated as NAD(P)-binding protein. The coding region runs from base 707 to 2347 and encodes 546 amino acids. The transcript has a single exon. NCBI's taxonomy places the organism in Eukaryota, Fungi, Ascomycota, Sordariomycetes, Xylariales, Hypoxylaceae. Gene Ontology annotation, molecular function: nucleotide binding. The record is from RefSeq and is a predicted model, not a curated record.